Molecule: messenger RNA, 909 nt
Organism: Sesamum indicum (sesame)
Lineage: Eukaryota; Viridiplantae; Streptophyta; Magnoliopsida; Lamiales; Pedaliaceae
Product: early light-induced protein 2, chloroplastic
Source: RefSeq, a predicted model, not a curated record
CUUAGGUUCCUCCGCCACCAUGCAAACCUGCUAUACUCACUAUUGCACCAACAUAGAAAUUAAACUCUCUGCUCAAGGGCAUCUUUCAAGCGCAUCGUUCCUACACACCUAACUUUUCUUCUCGACGUUAAUAGUAACUUGUGAUCUGCCUAGGGUAUCUACUCUUUCACUUCACUCACUCAAAACACUCGCACACGCGCAAUGGCUGCGUCUUGCUAUGGGGUGGCAGCAGCAAUCUCAUGUGGAAGCCCAGUUACAAGAAGGGCUGCAGGUUUAAACAAAUUCUUUGGACCUACUAACUACGCCAUGUUGCCUGCCAAGAGGGUUGCCAAGUUUAGGGUUAGAAGCAUGGCUGAGCAGGAGGAUGAUCAGAUCAAAGAGCCUGCGGUUGUUCCACCUAAGCCAACCACUCCUCCUAAGCCCAAGGUGAGUACCGGCUUUUCUGACGUGUUGGCCUUCAGCGGCCCAGGGCCGGAGAGGAUCAACGGCCGGCUGGCUAUGAUCGGAUUCGUGGCGGCGAUCGGAAUGGAAAUAGCCAAUGGACAAGAUAUCUUCGCCCAAGUGCAAAACGGGGGAAUUCCGUGGUUCUUGGGCACCAGCGUUUUGCUGUCCCUGGCAUCUCUCAUACCCAUGUUUAGAGGUGUCACUGCGGAAUCCAAAUCCGGGGAUUUGAUGACAUCCGAUGCAGAACUGUGGAACGGGAGGUUUGCUAUGCUGGGGCUGGUGGCGUUGGCUUUCACAGAGUAUGUGAAGGGUGGUGCUCUAGUGUGAGUUUCCAGGGUUCUUGAUGUUGUAGAAGCAAGAUUAUGGGUUUAUGGGAAGUAUGAAAGCCCUAUGAUAAUUGAAUGUUUGUGAACGCAUGUAAAAUUAAAUUCAUAUUGCAAAUUAUAUAUAUUUCUUAUCACUCUC